AUGAUGAUGUUCUCGCGCCCAAAUGGCACGAACCACUCGCCAGUGGUGCAGCAGCAAGCCUUUCGGAAGCUGACGGAGAUGAUGCACUCGAGCUCGGAGAAUCAGAGCUGUGCAGAUUGCACGUCGCGUCUGAACGACUCUAUCUGGGCCAGUACAACGGUCGGUGCGUUCCUGUGCAUUCAUUGCGCGGGUUCUCACCGCAAGCUUGGCGUUCAGCUAUCGAGAGUCAAGUCGCUUCAUCUCGAUACAUGGACAGACGAGGAAGUUGCAGCGAUGAAGGGUGGCAACAAGAGCGUCAAGGAGAUCUACAGCAAACACCUCGACGAGUGGCUUGGGGUGGACUCAUCACUAAAGUUGCUGCCAAGUGCAGCCACAGAGUUGCGCGAGAAAUACAUCCGCGCGAAGUACGAGGCCAAGCAGUUUACAAAAUUGCCGGUUACGAUCGAAAAGAAAAAAUAUGAUUGCCCAGAAAAUCCGGAGGAUCCAACUCUUUCAACCUCUCCUGGUAGGCCGGCGGAGGCAAAUCAGCAAGGAAGUCCCGGUCGGACGGUGCAAAGUGCAGGGCCCACUGUGAUGAAGGCUGGUAAUGUUGUGGAAGUGAAAAAGCGCUUACUUAACUAUUUUGUCGUCGUGGGUCGCGGCGCUUUAGUUCCAGACCAAAACAUUGAGAAAACGAAGAGCCCGACAGAAAUACGAUUCCUUCCGGCUGUGCUUGAUAUGUUUCCAGACUUGUAUGGAGACGCGCCUCUACCCGCACAUCUAGCCGAUUUCGCGUUCCCAGAGGGUUUUGUGCUGAGCAAGUCCUACGUCGCCCCCGUAUUCUUUUCGUUUGUCCUCACAAACAUGAGUGGAGUCAAGAUUUACGCAUGUGCACUGAAGUUUUAUGAGGAACUACAUCCACUCGAAGUUGUAUCCUUAAUAGCACCGCACUAUCACCGCCAGCGCCACCGUCGACGACCAUCAAAUGUCCCCCACCAACUUGACGAGAAAGAUGACAACCAACGUACUCAGCUUCCGCAGUGGGUCCAAGAUCUAUCAGGAGAUGCGGCAAGCGCACCGGGGCCGGUAUUUUGUCCGAAGGGCAUUGUAGUAACGUCGCUUUACCCGUACUUUUCAGCAUUUCGCCAAUUUCUGCAGCAGAUUUAUCGAGUGACGCUAUCGGAAUCGCCGAUGCCAAUCGAAAGAUAUAUUGCGAACUUUUUGGUGGAAAUCCCGCUGCCACCACCCGGUCAGAUACAAGUCCAGUUAACCUUGCCGGAUCGCAAUCUGGUUAUUUCUCGCCCUCCGAAGAAUGAGCUUCCUCUUGCCGAUUUCCCAUUUCGACCUCUUUUCCAAGUUCUGGACAUCAACAACGUGCUGCUGGUUUUCUCGUGUGUAGCUUUGGAGCUCAAGGUCGUAUUGUGCUCUAAGCAUAUUGGGCUGCUCACGCCUGUAGCGGAGGCGCUCUUGGCCACUUUACUACCCUUUUCAUGGCAAGGGGCCUACAUUCCUGUCCUCCCGACCUCACUUCUUGAUGUCAUUGACGCACCUGUCCCUUUCCUAGUUGGCACCCACGCAGACUGUCUUAAGCAAGUAGUUGGUCGAUCCACCAACGUUGUCUUUGUCGACUUGGAUCACAAUCGUGUCAUCCCUGCUGUGGAUGACUCAGGCAAAAACAUUUUAGUACCAAAGAUUCCUGAUCGAGAAGGAUCUAAACUCCGUGCGAAACUGGCCGAAGUAGCUAGUAUAUUCGACCCGUACGCUGCAGGCAUCAGUCGAGUAGAUCUGGCCUUUCCAAACGAGGAACACCUCGAACCUAUUGGCAACUUCGCCUCCGAUCACGGGCAAACUAUCCCCCUGUCAACGUCUUAUUCGGAGUCGUGCAUGUCGGACUCUCUCAACUCCCAUUAUUCGAUAGGCAAGAUCAAGCGCGGGAGAAGGUCGAGUGCAGCAUUUAGUCUGCCCUCGUCAUCGCUGUCCCCAGCUUCCUCAACAUCAUUUUCACGAACCGGUUCGGGUAGCCUGAAUCGACACACUUUUUCUGCAUCGACAGUGGCUGUAUCUGCAACUGGGAACGAUGCCAGCGGAGGGCUCACUGACAGUCAAUACAACGAAACAGAAAAGUUUUCAACUGAGGGGAUCCGUAAAGCAUUUUUACGAUUCUUUGUCACGCUUUUCAAGAAAUAUGCAAACUAUUUGGUAAGGAUAUCAGCGUUGUUUGACAGCAAGCGGUUCCUGCAAGACAAUUUCGAUGCUGCAUCUCGUCCUUUUGUUGCUCAGCUGAUUGGGACACAAAUGUUCGACCGCUUUAUUGAGGAUCGGGUCUUUAGUCCUCAGCUUCCGGAAGUGCUGUUCUUUGACCAGUCAAUUAAUCAAAAGCUAAACCGUUCCUUGACAAUCGGUAAGAAGAAAUACGACUGCAGCUUCUUGGAGGAUCGCUCGGAUGAAAUUCAAGAAACAUUUAUUGCCCCACCACCUUCAAACAUUGGUCUUCCAGACGAUGGCACAAUCUACAAGUAUAAAUCUUUCCCACGAUUGAAAAAGAACCUGUUUGGUAACGUGAGAAAGCCCCGUGAGCUUUACAGCUCUCGAGAACAACAACGUAAUGUAUCUCGAGUGAGUUUUCACCACGGCAUGUUCAACACAGCAAAGUCAUUUGUGGGCAGUGGUUCGAGUUGGGAAGCCACGCGCCAGCUUAUCAUCAGUCUUCAGACACAAUUCCGAAUGUACAGUGCUCGGAAGAAAUAUCGCAGGAAGAGAAACGCUGUCGUAUCGAUUCAAAGAUGGGUGAUUGCCCGAAUGAAGGGAAAGGAUGAUCGACAGCAGUUCUUAGCACUGCGGAACGGAGCGAUCAUGAUUCAGAAAAUCUAUCGCACGCAUUACGCAGUGCUGAAGUAUCGAAAACAACGUGAGGCCCUGCGCCAGCUUCAAUUCAUGGCGAGGGGCUAUGUCGUCUAUGCGCGCUAUCGACGUGUGUACAGAGGCUUCCAUCGUCUUCAAGCACUAAGGCGUGGAAGCGUCAUUAAACGCAGCUACAAGAAUCUGAAAUUUCAAGUUGUUCGGGCUCAGUGCCGCAUCCGAGGCUUUUUGUCGCGGAAGCAGACUACUAAGUGGAAGACAGGGAUGCUCGAAGAGGCCCGCCGAAAGGUUUACGAUUUAUGGGAUCGAUGUGACACACCACUGCUAUAUCGAUCCAAGUUCUGGCUCACAUUCAACCGGACAAAUUUCUUUACUAUCGGGGUCCGUGGAUCGGGUUUUGCUGCAUUUAAGAACAUAAUGAGCCCGAAAGCGCGGGGUCCACACAAAACUAUUAAAGAAGUUACUGCGAAGAGAAUGAAAACAGAGCGGAGCAAGAUAUACAUCGGAUUGAAGCACCAUACACAACGUCACGUUUUGGAGGAGCACUACAAGAAUUUUAAAAUUGACCCGGACUCGAAGAGGAAGAAGAGGAGGCUAGCGGCACUUGUAUGGACCAGCUACGCCACUACAGACAUUAGUGCUGAGGUUGUCAUAUCCACCUCAAUGAGUUCUGACCAGUCUAACCCACUGCCAACACAAAUUGAUCAUCAAAAACAGCUUCGCCUUCGUGACGACCUCGCGUUUACAGUCAACGCAGCGCUUAAGUCGAUCCGGGUUUCUACAGCCAGCUCCUCCAAUUUAUCGUCUCAGAUACAUUUACCCAACGAUCGCGUACUCAUCGAGCUACAGCACCAAGUGCGCAUACUCGCGCUGCAGAACCACCGGCUUACAGACGACCUCGCUAAGUCGAAACGCCAGACGAGUGAGUUGCGUGUGGACCUGCAAAACGUGAAAGUGCAGCAACUACCGCAGUUGCAGCGCACUCGCUCCAGCAGCAUUUAG
Phytophthora infestans T30-4 is the source of this 3840-nucleotide messenger RNA. RefSeq lists its product as uncharacterized. The record is from RefSeq and is a predicted model, not a curated record. NCBI's taxonomy places the organism in Eukaryota, Oomycota, Peronosporomycetes, Peronosporales, Peronosporaceae. The transcript is spliced from 21 exons. Gene Ontology annotation, cellular component: cytoplasmic vesicle. Gene Ontology annotation, molecular function: GTPase activator activity; protein binding. Bases 1 to 3840 code for a protein of 1279 amino acids. Gene Ontology annotation, biological process: regulation of Rab protein signal transduction.